Phaeodactylum tricornutum CCAP 1055/1 is the source of this 1041-nucleotide messenger RNA. RefSeq lists its product with no specific name. The record is from RefSeq and is a predicted model, not a curated record. The annotation marks the transcript as partial. NCBI's taxonomy places the organism in Eukaryota, Bacillariophyta, Bacillariophyceae, Surirellales, Neidiaceae. The transcript has 2 exons.
AUGGUUCCUGGUGGAACAGGAGUUGGUGCACCAGAUGGAACCAAUGAGGGCUCACCAGAAGGCACAGCCGAUGGAACUACUGAAGGAAAAACAGAAGGAAUAGCGGAGAGAGAAGGUAAAUUUGAAGGUGUCAAUGAUGGAAGCCUUGAGGGCUCUUUUGAUGGUUCCAAAGAAGGGAUAGAAGAUGGAAGCACAGAAGGUUGGCUUGUUGGUGCUGUAGAAGGUAGUGAUGAAGGUUCAAAUGAUGGAAUGGAGGACAACGACGGUGCACUUGAAGGAAGAGCGGAUGGCGCCAAGGAUGGCAAUGAUGAGGGCUGGCUUGAGGGCUCAGAAGAUGGGAGUAAGGAAGGUAUUGCCGACGGAAGCGAACUUGGUGCGCUCGAGGGUUCAGAUGAAGGCAGAGACGACGGACCAGAUGACGGCUCACUCGAAGGAAGAGCGGAUGGCGCCAAGGAUGGCAAUGAUGAGGGCUGGCUUGAGGGCUCAGAAGAUGGGAGUAAGGAAGGUGUUGCCGACGGAAGCGAACUUGGUGCGCUCGAGGGUUCAGAUGAAGGCAGAGACGACGGACCAGACGACGGCUCACUCGAGGGAAAAGCCGAUGGCGCUGAGGAUGGCAAUGAUGAAGGCCGGCUUGAGGGCUCAGAAGAUGGGAGUAAGGAAGGUGUUGCCGACGGAAGCGAACUUGGUGCGCUCGAGGGUUCAGAUGAAGGCAGAGACGACGGACCAGACGACGGCUCACUCGAGGGAAAAGCCGAUGGCGCUGAGGAUGGCAAUGAUGAAGGCCGGCUUGAGGGCUCAGAAGAUGGAACCAAUGACGGGUUUGAUGAUAUGGAUGGUACAUUGGACGGUAAUCUUGAAGGCACUGAAGUUGGCAUUGCUGAGGGUAUUGAAGAAGGUGACAAUGAUGGGUCAAAUGACGGCAUAUUUGAGGGUACAAAUGACGAGGGCACUCUAGACGGGGCUGAAGAUGGUGAACUUGAAGGGACAGAAGUGGGAACCAAUGAGGGGAGUAAGGACGGGAUUGUUGACGGUAUAGAUGAA